Messenger RNA from Pseudophryne corroboree (corroboree frog), 607 nucleotides. Its product is annotated as avidin-like. The coding region runs from base 16 to 495 and encodes 159 amino acids. Lineage: Eukaryota; Metazoa; Chordata; Amphibia; Anura; Myobatrachidae. Gene Ontology annotation, molecular function: biotin binding. The record is from RefSeq and is a predicted model, not a curated record. The transcript has 4 exons.
AUACAGCUGCAGAGCAUGUCGAAACACAUCACAGAUACACUUUCCCUGGACAUUGGAGUAAUAACUACAGUACCUAUGAUGAUGAUGAUGAAACAGCUUACAUUGAUUCUACUGUUCUUAGCUUUUUGUCUUGAUGCAGCGCUUGCAAAGUGCAAUUUGGCUGGUCAGUGGAAGAAUGACCAGGGAUCUACUAUGACAAUAUCUGACGUUAAAGAAAAUGGGGUGUUCUCAGGCAGUUAUCUGUCAGCUGUAUCUGCCCCCAAUAUGACCAUCAUGGGAUCACCUCUUAUCGGAUAUCAAAAAUUAAAUGGAUUUGGGUUCACUGUGAAAUUUGAGUUUCCAGCUUCUACUUCAGUGUUCACAGGUCAGUGCUUCAUAAAUAAAGGAGACAAAGUUUUGUAUACUAUGUGGCUGAUGAGGUCACUUAGUCAAGAUGUUCAGGAUAACUGGGCGCAAACAAGAGUUGGGUAUGAUAGAUUUUACCCAUUGUCCUAAACACCUUCAGUAAAGGAUUACCCACCAGUUUCCAUACAAUAAACGGCAUGAAUUAUGAAACAGUGGAAUUUAUAUUAAAAAAAUUCAAUAAAACUAAUGCAAUAUGAAACAA